Ruditapes philippinarum (Manila clam) is the source of this 385-nucleotide messenger RNA. RefSeq lists its product as uncharacterized. The transcript has a single exon. The annotation marks the transcript as partial. NCBI's taxonomy places the organism in Eukaryota, Metazoa, Mollusca, Bivalvia, Venerida, Veneridae. The record is from RefSeq and is a predicted model, not a curated record.
AUGCCCAACCCUAAUGCUUUACAGUCUAUUGAAAAAGAAUUAGUUCAUGAUGUGCAUUCUACACCACCAGGCACAUCAACUGGGGCUGCCAAUCAAAGUACACCAGUGACAAUUGUGGAACCAGCACCUAGCACCUCUGGUCUUGAGCUUGCUUCUACUACACAUGAAACUGAAAAUGUUCUAGUGACAGCGCAGUCUGUCGAGGUUGAAGAAAUGGAUGAGGAAUCUGAGGAAAGGUGUUUAGUGUGCAAUAAAACAGAAGGAAAGACAUGGAUAUUUUGUGAUUCCUGUCAAAAGUGGCUUCACAGAAAUUGUGCUGGACUGAGAAGUAAAGCCAAAUGGAAUAAAUACCAGAAAUCUGGAGUACAAUAUUUUUGUGAAAACU